This is a messenger RNA of Phragmites australis (common reed), 2667 nucleotides long. Its product is annotated as cyclin-T1-4-like. NCBI's taxonomy places the organism in Eukaryota, Viridiplantae, Streptophyta, Magnoliopsida, Poales, Poaceae. The record is from RefSeq and is a predicted model, not a curated record. Gene Ontology annotation, cellular component: cyclin/CDK positive transcription elongation factor complex; nucleus. Gene Ontology annotation, biological process: positive regulation of DNA-templated transcription, elongation; regulation of transcription by RNA polymerase II. The transcript is spliced from 8 exons. The coding region runs from base 486 to 2264 and encodes 592 amino acids. Gene Ontology annotation, molecular function: cyclin-dependent protein serine/threonine kinase activator activity.
AAGUCUAGGGUUUUGCAUCUCCCCUUCAUUUCGAGUUAUCCCAAGCCCACGACGAGCCGCCCCUUCCUCCCUUCCCGCCUCGCCCGCCAUCGCCGAGGCGGCGGCCGCGCGCGGCGAGCGGGAGCGUCUCGCCGAGCUUCUGGGCGGUUGCCGCCCGGCGCCCCGUCGCCUCGGCACCAGCAGUCCUGCGAGCUGCGGCGGCGGCGGCGGCCGCGGCGGGGUUGGAACCUGAAUCCUAGCGGUUGACGAGGCACAUAGCAUUGCAGAGAUACAUGGCGGUGAGGCAGGCAUGCCGGAGAGAGCAGUGGUGUAAGUGGCGAUGGUAGAGGCAUGGUAGACAUGGCUGGAGAGGAGCGGUGGUGUGUGACGACUGGCAGCGAUGGUGCAGGAUACAAGGCAUACCAGGAGCAGCGCCUGCUUAGGAAGCUUUUGACGGAUCAAGAAGUAAAUUUUCAUCAGUCCGUGCUGAAUAUAAUUGAGCUUACAUGGCUAUGCUGCAAAGUGAUUCAUCACAUCAUGGAUUUGUAGAAAAUGGCCCCAAUGAAAUUACCCAGGGUAGGCAUGGGGAAGCUGGCCAACUUGGUGCUUCUUGGUAUUUCAGUAGAAAGGAAAUAGAAGAAAAUUCUCCGUCCAGGAGGGAUGGCAUUGAUUUGAAGAAAGAGUCGUACCUUCGAAGGUCAUAUUGCAGUUUUCUACAAGAUUUGGGCAUGAAGCUUAAAGUGCCUCAAGUGACUAUUGCUACAGCUAUGGUAUUCUGUCACCGUUUUUACCUUCGCCAAUCCCAUGCAAAAAAUGAUAGACGAACAAUUGCCACAGUUUGCAUGUUCUUGGCUGGAAAAGUCGAAGAAACACCUAGGCCUUUGAAGGAUGUCAUCAUGGUUUCUUAUGAGAUUAUUCAUAAGAAGGAUCCUGCUGCUGGUCAGAGAAUCAAGCAGAGGGAAAUAUAUGAUAAACAAAAAGAACUUAUUCUACUUGGAGAGCGAGCUGUACUUGUAACACUUGGGUUUGACCUGAAUAUUCACCAUGCUUACAAGCCCUUAGUUGAAGCAAUAAGGAGAUUCAACGUUGGCAAAAAUGCACUACCUCAGGUUGCCUGGAAUUUUGUAAAUGAUGGGCUGCGUACCUCGCUUUGCCUACAAUUCGAGCCUCAUCAUAUUGCAGCAGGUGCUAUCUUUUUGGCUACUAAAUUUCUCAAAGUGAAGCUUCCAUCUGAUGGUGAUAAGGUUUGGUGGCAGGAAUUUGAUGUGACACCACGACAGCUUGAAGGUUGGUUCAAUGGUCCUUGUAUGCAAAAGGUUAGCAAUCAAAUGUUGGAGCUGUAUGAGCAAAACCGUGAACCAUCACAGGCAAACGAAGCUGAAGGGAGCUCUGCUGGUGUGCGUAAUCAACGGUCCUCUGUAAAAUUUGAAGGAAACUCCAAGGAACCAUCUGCUCAUGGAUAUCAGCAGGCAUCCAAACAGGCAAAUUCGAGGCAUACUUCCUCAACAGUUGCUCCAGGUCACCAUGACGCAGAGCCCACAAAUCCAGACAAGCAAAUUUCUGGCUGCAAAGUUCUUCAAAAUGACAAUGGUGACCAUGGUGGCAGCAAAGAAAGGAGCAGUCAGAGUGGAGGUAGAAUUGAUGCUUGUAUGUACAGUUCACAUCAUGACAAAAGAUCCUUGCCAGGACAUCAGUGUUCCAAGUCCAGUUAUGAGUCUGAUCAUCGAAUAGAAGAGCAUAAACCACAUCGAUCACAUGAUAAUUCCAAUGAUACAAUAGAUGGUAUUCUCAAUGGCAAUGAAGCUCCUAGUGCGUCAUCCUCCAUGAUGGAUGCAAUGAAUAAAAUUGACAAGGAUAAGGUAAAAGCUGCUUUGGAGAAGCGAAGAAAAUCGAAAGGUGAUGUUGCUGUGAAGGCAAAUGUGAUGGAUGAUGAUGAUCUACUUGAGGGGGAGCUAGAACAUGGUGUUGAAUUGGCUAUUGAGGUUGAGAAGAUCAAGCAGGAUAUGAGCCAGAACUUGUCCCAUGGUAUGCAUCGAGGGGAUAACCAAAAUACUGAUCAAGUUGCAGAGAAUGGGCACCAUGGCAAGCAUAAUGUGCCAACGGCUGCUGAAGAUGGUGAAUUUCCAAUGGGCAGUAAAGGACAACAUUCUCCACAGCUUGCCAAGCAAAAUGAUGUUCUCGAGCAUAAGUCCCAGCAGUAUCAUCACACAUUGAAGGACCACAAGGGCCAUGAUGAUGGUCAGCUUGGUGGAAGGUACUACAAAAGGCCUAAGCUCGAAGGGUAGGUUCUGGAUGAUGAUGGGCCAAUGUGUGUGAUUUUGGACCAGUUUGCCGGAAACUGGUGAACUACAUGCAGUUGGCACGGAGUUCGUGAUCUGAUGGCCAACACAUCUUACUGACAUGUGCCUUCUCCUGUGCCUGAGGAUGCUGCAGUGCGACACAAUUUCUGCACUGUGGAACAUCAAGAUGUCCAUGUUUUUGUGAGGAUCUGUGUUUAAUGUUGAUCCUAGAUUAGUAGCAGGUAACGUUUUGAGGAAACUCGUGCUGGCAAUAUCUGAUGUUCUAACAAACAUUGGAAUAUAUGCACUGAAGCACGCUUCUGAUCGCAUUUGCCUUUAUUUCUUACAUGUGAUGUUUUAGUUAAAGUGAUGCGAAUGUUUCGAUAAGGCGUACCAUUCAUUGCAUAUA